AAUCUAGCUAGCUUGCUCUCCAAUGGUGACUGUGAAAGAAACCCACGUAGUGAAACCGGCGGAGGAAACGCCGUCGAUGAUAAUGUACGUUUCCGACAUCGAUCAGAUCAACCCAAUAACUCACGCCCCAACCAUCUACUUUUACCGCCCCUGCUGGGAUCUACCCCUGGUUUUGAUACAGUUGACGAAAUUCAGUUGUGGUGGCGUCAGCCUUGGCCUCGGGCUUUCCCAUAUUCUAGCUGACGGGCAGUCGGCUCUCCAUUUCAUCUCGGAAUGGGUUAGGAUUGCCCGAGGCGAGGGACCAGAAUACCCGCCGUUUCUGGACCGGACAGUGUUGGGGUAUGAACAGGAGGAUCUUCUGCCAGCUGAUUUCGAUGCUUCGGAUUAUAAGCAGCCGCCGUUAAUGAUCGGGAGUUUGAAUGACAUAGAGGAGAGGACGAAGGAGACUGAUGUGUUGAUGCUGAAGCUGAGCAAAGAGCAAAUAGAGAAGCUAAGGAGUAAAGCUAAUGAGGAAAACAAACGCCCUGGAGAUCUCGACCGUGGCUUCACCAGGUUCCAAGUAGUGGCGGGUCACAUGUGGAGAACCGCAUGCAAGGCACGAAAGCACAUGGAGACUCAAGAAACGGCUUUGAAAGUGAUGGUGAAUUUUCGAAACAAGGUAAAACCUUCUGUUCCAAAGUUUUACUUUGGGAAUGCGAUUUUGCCCGUCAUCGCCUCCUCGACCGCCGGUGAGCUUGUUUCUAUGCCGUUGUCCUAUGCCGCAGGCAAGAUAAAGGCGGCUACGGAGAAGGUAAUGGAUGGGUACGUGAAAGGGUCGGCGGUUUUCCUUAAGAAGCAAGAGGAUUUGUCGGAAUGGAGGUAUUUACAUGUGGUUGGGAGCAAAGAAGGAACUUUCUAUGGGAAUCCAAACAUGAGCAUUACGAGCUGGAUGACCCUUCCAAAUUUGCAAGGAGGGACAGAUUUUGGGUGGGGAGAAGAAGACCACUUUGGGCCGGGUGCGGUUGGGUAUGACGGCAAGUCUUUUAUUCUCUUGGAUAGAUCUUGCUCUGGUUCGGUUGUCAUCGCACUGCGGCUGCAGGUGACUCAUAUUCAAGACUUCGAGACCUUCUUCUAUGAAGAUAUUUUAAAUUAGUUAAAGAAAAUUUAAGUUAAUUAUGUGUUUUUGU
This is a messenger RNA of Impatiens glandulifera, 1166 nucleotides long. RefSeq names its product spermidine hydroxycinnamoyl transferase-like. Gene Ontology annotation, molecular function: acyltransferase activity, transferring groups other than amino-acyl groups. The record is from RefSeq and is a predicted model, not a curated record. The transcript has 3 exons. Bases 23 to 1132 code for a protein of 369 amino acids. Lineage: Eukaryota; Viridiplantae; Streptophyta; Magnoliopsida; Ericales; Balsaminaceae.